This is a messenger RNA of Ipomoea triloba (trilobed morning glory), 1398 nucleotides long. RefSeq lists its product as uncharacterized. The coding region runs from base 1 to 1398 and encodes 465 amino acids. The record is from RefSeq and is a predicted model, not a curated record. Gene Ontology annotation, molecular function: RNA-DNA hybrid ribonuclease activity; nucleic acid binding. The transcript has 3 exons. NCBI's taxonomy places the organism in Eukaryota, Viridiplantae, Streptophyta, Magnoliopsida, Solanales, Convolvulaceae.
AUGGUUAUUGGUGGGAUUCUGGUACGGAUAGGAGAAUUCAUUGGAAAGCUUGGAAUAGCAUGUGCAUGCCUAAAAAGUUUGGAGGCCUGGGUUUCAAAGAUCUACGAGCAUUCAAUUUGGCCAUGUUGGGAAAACAGGCUUGGCCGAUUUUUAAUUAAACCCAAUUCACUUGUGGCAAAAAUUUACAAGGCUAGGUACUUUCCUAAGUCCUCGUUUAUUGAUGCCACCCUGGGAAAUUGCCCGAGUUUCUGUUGGCGUAGUAUUAUGGCCUCUCAUGAUAUGGUCUGUAAUGGUGUAAGACGCAGGAUCGGGGACGGGAAAUCAACAUUGAUCUGGGGGCACCCCUGGUUGCCUGAUGACCCUACCCCCAUGAUUCAUUGCCCCAUGCCACCAACACUAAAUGGUUCACUGGUUUCUGGUUUAAUCAAUGAAGACACUGGCUCAUGGGAUCACUCAAUUCUCUGGGAUAUUUUCCUCCCUAGUGAUGUGAACCGUAUUACAAAAAUUCCAAUUUCUCCUGUCUAUGAGGAUUCUUGGUUCUGGCAUGGUGACCCAAGGGGUUGCUACACAGUCAAGGGAGGCUAUAGAUAUUUGUUGGGAGAAGUGGAAGUGAACCCCUCAUGUCCUAAGUGUGGGCUAGCUAAUGAAGAUGUUAUGCAUGCACUUGUUUUGUGUGACUAUUCACAUUUGGUUUGGCAUGAGGCUUCAUUACCCUUGUCAUCUAUUCCUGGUGAUAAUUUUUGUCUUUGGUUUUCAAAUGCUUUAACUAUAUUGACUGAGGAGAAUGUGGGCUUGGCUGUGGCAGUUCUCUACAAUAUCUGUCGUGCAAGGAAUACAGCUGCCUCAUCUGCUUUGCAUGCAUGGAAGGAGGUCCAUUGUCAUGCCACACCUGCUGCUCACACACUGCCGAAUACGCAGCAAGCUCCCAUCGACGCCGUAGCACUCCCGUCGACCAACCGGAGGCGCUGCUUCUUCGAUGCAGGACAUCACGCCGGUUCCAUGCGAAGCACUUUUGGAGCUGUGCUGUUAUCACACGACGGAGAAUUCAUAAUGGCGUGCGCAAGUUUGCUCCCGGAUUGUUUCACAACUUUGAUAGCCGAAGCUGCAGCAUGCAGGGAAGUGUUGGCCUGGCUGAGACGCAAAGAUGUUGGAGAUGUUCACCUUUUUACAGAUUGUUUGCAGCUUCGCCAAGGGUUGGCAGCAAAGGACUCAUCAAAUCGUUCCUACGCUGGUCUCAUUAUUGAUGCUUGCAAGGAAGCUAUGUCAACUUUCAGCUAUUGUCGAGUCGAUUGGGUAGCUCGUUCAGCAAAUACAAUUGCACACUCUCUAGCCACUUUGGCUUUUUCAUCUACUGAUUUCGAUGUACUGGGACUCUGUCCCGCCCGACUCUAUUUCUGA